AAUAAGCAUUGCUAAGAACUUUGACAAUUUAAAAGGUGAUUUUCCCAAUGUUUGGAUUUUGAACUCUCAGAUUUUCAAUUGAAAUCUGGUUGAAUUAAUGACAUUAAACAUCAGGAUUUAGGUUAAGAGUUUAUUGUUCGUUGUGUUGUAAUCCACAUUAGGAGAAAGAAGAGGAAUGAAGCGGAAAGCGGAUAAUGAUUUUCAGAGUGUUUCUGGUGAAGGCAAACCGUAUGCUCUGAGGAAACGCAUCAAACUUUCAGAGAUGGAGAACACAAGAGACACAGAGAUGACCAGCUAUGAGGAGAAAACCAGUUCAGGAGGAAGAGGAGAGAAACGGAAAGCGGAUGAUGAUUUUCAGAGAGUUUCUGGUGGAGGUAAAUCAUACGCUCUGAGGAAACGCAUCAAAGUUUCAGAGAUGGAGAACACAAGAGACACAGAGAUGACCAGUUUUCAGGAGAAAACCAGCUCAGGAGGAAGAGGAGAGAAGCGGAAAGCAGAUGAUGCUUUUCAGAGUGUUUCUGGUGGAGGCAAACCAUCUGCCCACCGGAAACGCAUUAAAGUUACAGAGCUGGAGAACACAAGAGAAGACGCCGACACAGAGGCGUCCAGCUCAGGAGGAAGAGGAGUGAAGAGGAAAGCGGAUGAUGAUUUGCAGAGUGUUUCUGACAGAGUCAAACCAUACGCUCUGCGGAAACGCAUCAAAGCUGCAGAGACGUCCAGCGAUGAGAACAGCCGCUCAGAAGUUCCAAGAGGACAGAAGAGAAAGGCUGGAUGUCUAGAUCAGGACAGCAGAAGUCUGGACACAGUUGCUGCCAAACGAGUGAAAACUGCAGCAGAAGACAGCAGCUCAGGAGGAAGAGGAGUGAAGCGGAAAGCGGAUGAUGAUUUUCAGAGUGUUUCUGAUGAAGGCAAACCAUACGCUCUGAGGAAACGCAUCAAAGCUGCAGAGCUGGAGAACACAAGAGAAGAUGCCGACACAGAGGCGUCCAGCUCAGCUCCAAGAGGACAGAAGAGAAAGGCUGAAUGUCUUGAUCAGGACAGCAGAAAUCAGGACACUGUGGCUGCCAAACAAAUGAAAACAGCAGAGAUCCAACAUGGCGGCAGCAGCGGCGGGAAAACUGCAGCUGAAAACAGCAGCCCAGCUGAAAACAGCAGCCCAGCUGAAAACAGCAGCUCACCUGAAAACAGCAGCCCAGCUGAAAACAGCAGCACAGGUGAAAACAGCAGCCCAGCUGAAAACAGCAGCUCAGCUGAAAACAGCAGCUCAGCUGAAAACAGCAGCUCAGGUGAAAACAGCAGCACAGCUGAAAACAGCAGCACAGCUGAAAACAGCAGCACAGGUGAAAACAGCAGCACAGCUGAAAACAGCAGCACAGCUGAAAACAGCAGCACAGCUGAAAACAGCAGCACAGGUGAAAACAGCAGCACAGCUGAAAACAGCAGCACAGCUGAAAACAGCAGCACAGGUGAAAACAGCAGCACAGCUGAAAACAGCAGCACAGCUGAAAACAGCAGCACAGCUGAAAACAGCAGCACAGCUGAAAACAGCAGCACAGGUGAAAACAGCAGCCCAGCUGAAAACAGCAGCACAGGUGAAAACAGCAGCCCAGCUGAAAACAGCAGCUCAGCUGAAAACAGCAGCUCAGCUGAAAACAGCAGCACAGCUGAAAACAGCAGCACAGCUGAAAACAGCAGCACAGGUGAAAACAGCAGCUCAGCUGAAAACAGCAGCUCAGGUGAAAACAGCAGCUCAGCUGAAAACAGCAGCUCAGGUGAAAACAGCAGCUCAGCUGAAAACAGCAGCCCAGCUGGAAACAGCAGCUCACCUGAAAACAGCAGCCCAGCUGGAAACAGCAGCUCACCUGAAAACAGCAGCACAGGUGAAAACAGCAGCUCAGGUCUGUCUUCUGUCAUAAUGAUUUCUGUCUAA
Danio rerio (zebrafish) is the source of this 1930-nucleotide messenger RNA. Lineage: Eukaryota; Metazoa; Chordata; Actinopteri; Cypriniformes; Danionidae. The record is from RefSeq and is a predicted model, not a curated record.